AUGGUCUCGCUACUAGGUCUUCUACCGUUCCUCUCAGUCUCAUAUGCGCUAUCAAUUCACCCUCCUGGUCAGGUUUCUGCGACACCGGGGUGUGGUAUUGCUCAAGACUCCCUCAUUGAAACCCAAAACUCAACUCGCUUCACCAUUUCUUCGUCCGGUAGAGAACGAGAGUUCUUCAUUCAUGUCCCCUCAACCUACAAGGCCCACAGCCCUACCGGCGUGAUUUUUUCCUUCCAUGGCAAUUCUCGCACCGCACAGUACCAAGAGGCCUUGUCGCAAUUCUCCGAUCCAACAUUCAACCCCGACCACAUCGCUGUCUAUCCUCAGGGGCUCAAUAAUUCCUGGCAAGGUCCGUCCUAUGCCGUCCCCGGCGCCAAUGACCUCCAGUUUACAACUGAUCUUAUCACCUAUCUGAGCGACAACUUCUGCGUCGACAAAUCCCGUAUCUAUGCCUCCGGGAAAUCCAACGGCGGUGGCUUCGUCGGGACACUCGCGUGUGCACCGGAAGGGGGCAAAUUCGCGGCCUUCGCACCCGUUUCUGGUGCCUUCUACACUGAUAACCCAGAAACACAUACACAGUGUACUCCGUCUCGAGCUGAGAUCCCAAUCCUCGAAUUCCACGGCGGGAACGAUACCACGAUCCGGUACACGGGUGGCACUGGUAAAGGCGGACUUUUGCCAGACAUCGAUCAGUGGCUGGGCUGGUGGGCCGAAAGGGAUGGGCUCUCUGAGAAGAAAGUCCUAUCUGAAUAUGGGGGUGAAGUCCAGCACACAGUGUAUGGGUCUGGCGCCCGCACUGGGCUGGUUCAAGGAUACGAGAUCGAACAUCUGGGUCAUGAUUGGCCCAGCACAAAGCCAAAUCUCGAUUCUGAUACUCCCACCGUCAUUGAGGCUACAAAGGUCAUUAUGAAGUUCUUUAGGCGGUGGACGCUGUAG
This is a messenger RNA of Exophiala bonariae, 936 nucleotides long. RefSeq lists its product as uncharacterized. The transcript has a single exon. The coding region runs from base 1 to 936 and encodes 311 amino acids. The record is from RefSeq and is a predicted model, not a curated record. NCBI's taxonomy places the organism in Eukaryota, Fungi, Ascomycota, Eurotiomycetes, Chaetothyriales, Herpotrichiellaceae. Gene Ontology annotation, molecular function: feruloyl esterase activity.